AUGAAGGAUUACGGAACGAAAAUGGAUUUAAUUUUCAAACUUACCGUAGUUGCACUGUACGGUGUUUCAACGUGCUGUGCUUUACUGGAUGUGUCAGGAAUCGAUCCGAAAUUCAGUGCACCGAUCGCAAACGUAACCGUUCCGGUGGGACGCGAAGGAGUGAUGACGUGCACGGUGCAUGAUUUGUACAAAUACAAGGUCGCCUGGUUGCGGGUCGAUACGCAGACGAUUCUGACAAUCGAAACGCUCGUCAUUACGAAAAGCGAACGGAUAGCGAUCACUCACACCGAGCAGCGCAUCUGGCAGCUUCGAAUUAAGGACAUUCGUGAGUCGGACAAGGGUUGGUACAUGUGCCAGAUCAACACGGACCCGAUGAAGAGCCAGAUGGGGUAUCUUAACGUCGUUGUGCCACCCGAUAUCCUCGAUUACCCCACGAGCCAGGACAUGGUAGUCCAGGAGGGCAGUAACGUGACACUCACCUGUGCUGCCACCGGAGUCCCCGAGCCGACCGUCACCUGGAAGCGCGAAGGGGAAAAGUCAGUCACAUCCGUGGAACACUCCGGAAUAACGAGCCACGACGGAGCGAUGCUGCACAUCUACCACAUCCAGCGGCACAACACCGGCUCCUAUCACUGCAUCGCAUCGAACGGAGUGCCCCCGACGGUCAGCAAGCGAAUUAUCGUUACAGUGAACUUCCAACCGAUUGUGCGGGUGUCGGCGCGCCAGUACUACGCCGAGCUGGGUGGCCGCGUGGCCCUGGAGUGCCAGAGCGAGGCCCAGCCGAACUCCAUCAACUACUGGAUGAAGGGCAAGGGCGAGAUCAUCCUGCAGGGCGGAACGUACGACUCGGCGCUGGAGGAUCACGUCUUCAAGGUGACGAUGAAAAUCGUCAUCCGCCUCGAGCGGGCGGCCGACUUCGGCGUGUACAAGUGUGUGGCCAAAAAUUCCCUCGGCACCACCGAGGAGGCGGUGAAAAUCUACCGUAAAACCUCCAAAACCAAGCAGGUGGAAAAUCAGGUCAUCCAGCAGUCGAACUACCUCGGCUCGACGACAUUCAUCAAGAACUAUACCGAUAACAAGAUCAACGAGAUUCUGCUGAGCGCGUCGGCGGCCGCUUCCAGCGGGUUGAGCAGUCUGCGAGGAGUCCUGUCCGGCGGGACAUUGUUGGUCGUUGCCAUGCUAGGCGCUAUGUUAAACUUAUGAUAAGAGUCAACCCAUAAAGCUGUAGGA
This is a messenger RNA of Anopheles coustani, 1230 nucleotides long. Its product is annotated as neurotrimin-like. The coding region runs from base 1 to 1203 and encodes 400 amino acids. The transcript has 7 exons. Gene Ontology annotation, cellular component: neuron projection. NCBI's taxonomy places the organism in Eukaryota, Metazoa, Arthropoda, Insecta, Diptera, Culicidae. The record is from RefSeq and is a predicted model, not a curated record.